Molecule: messenger RNA, 288 nt
Organism: Necator americanus (New World hookworm)
Lineage: Eukaryota; Metazoa; Nematoda; Chromadorea; Rhabditida; Ancylostomatidae
Exons: 1
Coding region: 1-288 (95 amino acids)
Source: RefSeq, a predicted model, not a curated record
AUGGCUAUGAGCAGGGUUGAGCACGGUGAUGGAGAAGGACAGCCUCCACCACCUCUCGAACAUGGCCCUCUACCCAGUCCCUUCAUCCCUCCUCCGAACCCCCUUCUUCAUCCAACAUUGCUGCGACAAUUCUGUUAUCGCCACUUCAAAGCACUGGAAAUUUUCUGUGCUCUGAAAACGGAACUUCGAAUAGCAGAAGUAGCAAAUUUGCUGAAAUAUUGUUCAAAUAUUGGUGUUAAAUAUGUUCCACAUUUUAAAGUCCAUGAAAUAUCUUCAAAUAUUGAUUGA